Cyphellophora europaea CBS 101466 is the source of this 1533-nucleotide messenger RNA. RefSeq lists its product as uncharacterized. NCBI's taxonomy places the organism in Eukaryota, Fungi, Ascomycota, Eurotiomycetes, Chaetothyriales, Cyphellophoraceae. The transcript has 2 exons. The record is from RefSeq and is a predicted model, not a curated record. Bases 1 to 1533 code for a protein of 510 amino acids. Gene Ontology annotation, molecular function: iron ion binding; oxidoreductase activity, acting on paired donors, with incorporation or reduction of molecular oxygen; heme binding.
AUGGCCGUCUUCACCGCUCUAGGCGCUCUGGGCAGCGACUCCCUUUCCCUCUCUCACACCCUCCUCCUCCUCACCUACGCCUCCCUCGCCUACCUCGCCCUCUCCUGGUUCAUCACCUCCAUCUACAACCUCUAUUUCCACCCGCUCCGCCACUUCCCCGGUCCCAAACUCUGGCUCCUAUUUCCCAUCACGCGCCAGAUCGACUCGGUCCUGGGCCGCCGGGAGCACAAAACCCUCGCCUACCAUGAGACCUACGGCCCCGUGGUGCGCGCCUCGCCCGACAUGCUGACCUUCACGUCCGCGGACGCCUGGCGCGACAUAUACGGCCCUCGCGGCGCGGCAGAGCUGCCGAAGUUCUUUGGCAGGGCGGGGCCGAGCACCAGUAUCAUUGACGCGCGAGAUCCGCAGACGCAUGGCCGCUUUCGCAGGGCGAUGCUGCCGGCUUUCAGUGAUAAGGCGCUGGCGGAGCAGGACAUGUUGAUCGGGACAUAUGUGGACUUGUUGACGGACCGGUUGCGCGAGGUGGCGGCGCAGGGCGAGGCGACGGAUAUGGUGAGAUGGUUCAACUUUACCACUUUUGACCUCAUUGGAGACCUGGCGUUCGGAGAGACGCUGGGUGGGUUAGAGAACGAAGCUUCCAACGCGUGGCUUGACCGUAUCCAGACGUCGAUCAAGCUGCUUCCCAUCAUCAUGCUGAUGACCCAGUACGUGCCAGGCCUAGGGCUUGUCCUGGGCCGCCUGUUCCGGCGCGCGCAACAGAGCCAUGUGCAGAUGGUGAAAGCGAUGGUGGCUCGGCGCAUCGAGAAGGCCGAGUACGGACACCGCGGCGACUUCAUGGAUCAGAUCAUGAGGAACCAAGGCAAGGAAUCUGGACUGACGCACGCGGAGCUGGCGGGGAAUGCGGAUAUCAUGAUGAUCGCCGGCAGCGAGACGACCUCGACGCUGUUGAGCGGCGUCACCUAUAUGCUGUUGACACACCCUGAGAAGAUGGAACGCUGCAAGGCCGAGGUCCGCGGUGCGUUUGAGCGCAAGGAGGACUUCAGCUUCGCGGCCGUGUCAUCGAAACUGCCUUAUACGCUGGCAUGCCUGAACGAGACCAUGAGGAUCUACCCCUCCGUCCCAAUCGUCAUGUUUCGGCAGACACAACCGGGCCACACGACGCCAAUCGCAGGAGAGAUGGUCCCUCCGGGCACCAAAGUCGGCGUCCCCCAACUCGCCGCCUUCCACUCGACCCUCAACUGGCACCGCCCCACCGACUUCCUCCCCGAACGCUGGCUCCCCGCCGCCACCACCGACCCAACCUCCGACUUCUUCCACGACCAGCGCGACGUCCACAAGCCCUUCAGCUACGGCCCGCGCGACUGCAUCGGCCGGAACCUGGCGUACCACGAGAUGCGGCUCAUCUUCGCGAGACUGCUGUGGGAGUUUGAUCUGGCGCUGCGGGAAGAGUCCAGGGCGUGGAGCGAGCAGAAGAUCAGGGUGUUUUGGGAUAAGAAGCCGUUGAUGGUGGAUGUGAGGAGGAGAGCGUUUUGA